Molecule: messenger RNA, 3460 nt
Organism: Rhincodon typus (whale shark)
Lineage: Eukaryota; Metazoa; Chordata; Chondrichthyes; Orectolobiformes; Rhincodontidae
Product: potassium-transporting ATPase alpha chain 2
Exons: 22
Coding region: 14-3049 (1011 amino acids)
Biological process (GO): intracellular sodium ion homeostasis; intracellular potassium ion homeostasis; proton transmembrane transport
Cellular component (GO): membrane
Molecular function (GO): P-type sodium:potassium-exchanging transporter activity; ATP binding; ATP hydrolysis activity
Source: RefSeq, a predicted model, not a curated record
ACAAAGAUCCAGUAUGGACCACACAUGGGUGAAACUGUUGCCUGUGGAAUUUAUCCCGGAAAUAAUGAGCUAUCAAGAGCCAAUGGACAUUGAAGAGGAAGACCACAAACUUUCCAUUAAAGAACUGGUAAAAAAGUAUGAAACUAACCUUGUAAACGGUCUGACUAGUGCAAGAGCAGCCGAGAUCCUGACUCGGGAUGGUCCCAAUGCGCUCACACCUCCCAAACAGAUACCUGAAAUAGUCAAAUUUUUGAAGCAAAUGAUUGGUGGAUUCUCCCUUCUGCUUUGGGUUGGAGCUAUACUCUGCUGGAUUGCUUAUGCCAUUCAAAUAGGAGAAGGCAAUCACGCAGCCAAAGACAAUUUAUAUUUAGGUGUUGUUCUGGCUGGAGUUGUCAUACUUACUGGCUGUUUUGCCUAUUACCAAGAAGCAAAGAGCACCAAUAUCAUGGCCAGCUUUCACAGGAUGGUUCCCCAGCAAGCCCUUGUGAUUCGAGAUGGUGAGAAGCAAGUGAUUACAGCAGAUAAACUGGUUGUUGGUGACAUUGUGUUGAUUAAAGCUGGUGACCAAAUUCCAGCAGAUCUCCGCUUGCUCUCUGCCCAGGGUUGCAAGGUGGAUAACUCCAGUUUGACUGGUGAGUCCGAAGCACAAUCUCGUUCCACUGAAUUUACACAUGAGAAUCUACUCGAAACAAAGAAUAUUGCGUUCUACUCCACCACUUGCCUUGAAGGCACAGCAACUGGCAUGGUGAUCAGCACUGGUGAUCAAACUAUGAUUGGAGCAAUUGCAUCUCUUGCAUCGGAAGUACAUAAUGUGAAGACACCUAUCGCCAUUGAAAUUGAACACUUUGUCCAUGUUGUUAUGGGAAUGGCUGUAACUGUGGGAUUGGUGUUUUUCGUCCUUGCGCUGAGUCUGGGGUACAAAUUACUUGAUUCCAUCAUCUUCUUGAUUGGCAUCAUUGUUGCUAAUGUGCCUGAAGGCCUCCUGGCCACCGUCACUGUUAGUCUCACACUGACAGCCAAAAGAAUGGCUAAAAAGAACUGCUUGGUAAAGAACCUGGAGGCUGUUGAGACUCUGGGAUCCACAUCUGUUAUCUGCUCUGAUAAAACAGGGACACUUACGCAGAAUCGCAUGACUGUAGCACAUCUUUGGUUUGAUAAUCAAAAUCAUGCAGCAGAUACCAGUGAAGAACAGUCAGUUCAGAGCUUCGACCAAACAUCACAAACAUGGGCAGUUCUGGCCAAGAUUAUUGCACUCUGUAGUCGAGCAGAAUUCAAACCAGGGCAGGAGGAUGUUCCAAUUAUGAAGCGAGAAAUAGUUGGAGAUGCCUCUGAAAGUGCCCUUUUGAAGUUCUCUGAAACAGUAUUUGGCAAUGUGAUGGAAUUCAGAGAGGAGAAUACCAAAAUAUUUGAAAUACCAUUCAACUCGACAAACAAAUUUCAGCUAUCCAUUCAUAGGACCAACAAUCCAUAUGAUAAACGUCUCCUCUUAGUGAUGAAGGGAGCACCAGAGCGUAUCUUGGAGUCUUGUUCUACUGUAAUGUUCCAGGGCAGAGAAGUUCCACUGGAAGAUCGUGAGAUAGAAGUCAUUCAGACAGCUUAUCACGAAUUUGGUGGGUUGGGUGAGAGAGUUCUAGGAUUUUGUCAUCAAUAUUUGCCAAAAGACAAAUAUCCAGAUUUGUACAUAUUUGAUGCAGAUAGCAGAAAUUUCCCAAUUUCCAACCUAUGCUUUGUUGGUCUUCUGUCCUUGAUCGAUCCACCCCGCUCGAGUGUGCCAGAUGCAGUUCUAAAAUGCAGAAGUGCAGGAAUCAAAGUCAUUAUGGUCUCUGGUGACCACCCAAUCACAGCAACAGCUAUAGCAAAGAGUACUGGCAUUAUCUCAGCAGGUAGUGAGACAGUGGAAGACAUUGCAAAGCGUCUUAAUGUUUCUGUCAACCAAGUGAAUAAAAGUGACGCCAAAGCUGCUGUCAUAAAUGGUUCGAAUUUCCAAGACAUGGACCCUGAGUUCCUGGAUGACAUUUUGAGGAACCACACUGAAAUUGUAUUUGCCAGGACAUCACCUCAGCAGAAAUUAUAUAUCGUAGAAGCCUGCCAAAGACAGGGAUCCAUUGUGGCAGUUACUGGAGAUGGUGUUAAUGACUCGCCAGCUUUGAAAAAAGCUGACAUUGGAAUAGCUAUGGGGAUUGUGGGGUCAGAUGCAGCCAAAAAUUCAGCAGACAUGAUUCUACUGGAUGAUAACUUUGCCUCAAUAGUCACUGGAGUGGAAGAAGGUCGUCUGAUUUUUGACAAUUUGAAGAAGGCCAUUGCCUACACCCUGACCAAGAACAUGGCUGAACUGUGUCCAUUCAUUGUGUACGUCGUUGCCAGUAUACCACUUCCCAUUGGGACUAUUACCAUCCUCCUCAUUGACCUGGGUACAGAUGUUAUCCCGUCUAUUUCAUUGGCAUACGAGAAAGCUGAAAGAGAUAUUAUGAAUGUCCAACCCCGAAACCCCAGCAAAGAUCGAUUGGUAAACUUGCAGCUUGCAGCAUAUUCCUAUCUGCAAAUUGGAGUGACGCAAUCCAUUGGAGGGUUUCUUUGUUAUUUUACUGUCUUGGCAGACCAAGGCUGGCUUCCUUCAAGGAUUCUUGGCAUACGUUUAGCAUGGGAAGACUCCACUAAUAAUGAUGUUGAAGAUAGCUAUGGACAAGAAUGGACCUACCAACAGAGGCUGCACAUGGAAUGGACCUGCUACACAGCUUUCUUCGUUGGAAUUGUCAUUGAACAGCUCGCUGAUUUAAUCAUUCGUAAAACCAGACGGAAUUCUAUUUUCCAGCAGGGUAUAUUCAGAAAUAAAGUGCUCUGGAUAGGUCUUCUCUCCCAGGUUGGCAUUGCUGUUGUGCUUUGUUAUGUUCCUGGGAUGCAAAACAGCCUUCACUUCACCUUUCUCAGGGUUCAGUACUGGUUUGUAGCUGUUCCUUUUGCAAUUCUAAUAUUUGUAUAUGAUGAAAUCCGUAAAUUCUUCAUUCGCAAAUACCCUGGAAGUUGGUGGGACAAAAACAUGUAUUAUUGACAGCCAUCUUGUGAAACUAUAUGUGACCCCUUCACUACUGGACUGAAGAAGAUUAAGGCUGGCCAGCAGCAGCAAGCAUGCAGGAGGGAAGAAUCAUUUCUUUGUUCUGUGUUAAAACCGCAUUAGAAUUUCCUCUUCUUCAUAGUUUGCUUCUAUAUAACUAAAGUUGGGGAGCAGUAAUUUUGAAAUUGGAGAGAUUUCAGUUGCUGGUCACUUCACUAUACUAGUUCUCUAGAAGCAAGUUUUGGCCCAGUAUUUAAAAAUUUCAAUUAUAUAAUUAUAUCCCAGCCCCUUGCAGUUUACACAAAUAAAUUUCUAAAUAAAUAAUGUCACUGUUUGUAUCAGCACCUUAUUAAAUCAAUAGAAGAUGAAAGUUUUUAAUGUAUAGUGUAAGCUUAAAGUGAAAAUAAA